Molecule: messenger RNA, 594 nt
Organism: Aplysia californica (California sea hare)
Lineage: Eukaryota; Metazoa; Mollusca; Gastropoda; Aplysiida; Aplysiidae
Exons: 1
Coding region: 1-594 (197 amino acids)
Cellular component (GO): nucleus
Molecular function (GO): DNA binding
Source: RefSeq, a predicted model, not a curated record
AUGGCUGGCUUCCCAGAGGCAAAAUUCCAGAUUUCUCCCAAUGGAUGGAUAAACACCGACGUGUUUAUGUCCUGGCUCAGGGACUGCUUCGUACCAGCUGUCGCCCACAAGAGGAAACCGGUUGUGCUAUUCGUCGACGGCCACACCUCGCACACUUCCAACAUUGAGGUGAUCGAUCUCUGCAUCGAGGAGCAGAUACUGCUCUACUGCCUAAAGAGCCACGCCUCACACAUCAUCCAGCCCUUGGACCAAUCUCUGUUUGGGGCCAUGAAGCAGGCUUGGGGGGAACAGUGCCAAAAGGUCAUGAAUCAAACAGGAGAAAGCAUAAGUGUCAGGACCUUCACAGCAGCACUGAAGCCUGUCUGGGACGCCACCACAAGACCUGAGGUUGCCUUCAACGGCUUUGCUAAGAGUGGGAUUUACCCAUACAACCCUGAAAGGGUGGUGCACGCUGACAAACUGGCACCAAGCCGUACUUUUUCUACAGCACCCCGGGCAGCAGCAACAGCACCACCACCAGUGGCAGUAACAGCACCCCGGGCAGCAGCAACAGCACCACCACCAGCAGCAGCACCUUCACCACCACCAGUCUGA